AUGCCCCCUCAUCCUUCCGGAACUUCUCACGUCCUAUUCCCCGACACUUCUACACUCAUCGUGAUGACAAGCAAUACCCAAAUGAACGAGCCGAAAGGACUGCGAUCGACGCGUACGUCUCAUGCUCUCUCCACUAUUGCUGGUAUUCAUCAUACUGGAAACUGGGCGAUGCAGUUGACCAAUAAGCCCCACAGCUUCCUAGGAUCUUGA
Molecule: messenger RNA, 210 nt
Organism: Penicillium concentricum
Lineage: Eukaryota; Fungi; Ascomycota; Eurotiomycetes; Eurotiales; Aspergillaceae
Exons: 2
Coding region: 1-210 (69 amino acids)
Source: RefSeq, a predicted model, not a curated record